Cantharellus anzutake is the source of this 3858-nucleotide messenger RNA. RefSeq lists its product as uncharacterized. The record is from RefSeq and is a predicted model, not a curated record. Lineage: Eukaryota; Fungi; Basidiomycota; Agaricomycetes; Cantharellales; Hydnaceae. The transcript is spliced from 12 exons. The coding region runs from base 195 to 3362 and encodes 1055 amino acids.
AUCCGUGGUCCAGCAUGCAGCCCAAAUCUCUGGUCCAGGUUGUGGUUGUAGUACACUGGCGUUAUGAUGAGUAUUAGUUAUGGGAUAGCGAUCUGAAGAUGGCCAACAUCGUCCGAAAAAGGCAAUCAUGAUUCAACACCAGGCACGGGAAUAGCCGGGCAGACCAGCGAGCAGGCCGCAUCGAAAACUAGUCCAUGUCACAGCAGUCGCAGAGAGCUAUUACCCUCAAUGAACAUUUGAAGAUAUCAGAAGCGACCUGCAAUGCACUAGAGCUACGAGAGCUGGCCUUAAUACCUAGACGAGAAGCGCAAGAGAGACUCGCCGACAACCAACGCAGCAUAUUGCGAGAUUUGUAUCAUGUCAUGCAGACCAAGACAACUAUGACUUUGCCUCCAUCCGCGAUCGCAAGAGCUGGUGAAGACCCACCGGAACUUCAGAGCUUCUUAGACAGGUACUCGUUAGCAAAGGCCGGUGACACAUCGAUCAGCGAUCUGCUACUUUCAAACGCACUCGUUGACGAGGAAGAAGCAAUGCAGGAACCCUCUCCGCUUCGACAUUCAUCAUAUAGCCCUCACGAAGCAUCGCUAUCUCCUACAUCACCACCAUUUUCCCCUCUUCCCUCAGCCGGACCUCCUGACGAAGUAUUGUCACCAGACAUUGACAGUAUCCUUCAUUCAUCCUCUCCUCCACAGGAAUUGCCAGAGUAUCCUUUUACCCCCGAAUUUAUCCCGCAGGUUUCGCCAAUGGGAAUUAAGGAAGAAUCGCCUCCGCUGUCCGAACCAACCAUAGCGCCGAGGUUUCCAGCUCUUCAUCCCACCGUCUCUCUCCCACCGUCUUAUACACCCAUUCAGCCAUCCCUAAACAUGGGAGGAGGUUGGUAUGAGCCGCCACCACCUCCACCAGAUGCUGAACUGGUCAUUGACGAGCGUAUUUACCCUCUAAUCACGGACUAUGCGGCAUCAUUAUAUCCUCUUCCGCCACCUGAAGCUCAGAAGAAGAGAAAGAAGGAGAAGAAAGAGUCCAAGAGGUGGACAGUAAAUGGCACUGCCGCUGUUGAUUUGAACAAGUGGGAAGCCAUUAUGAUUGUGAAUCCCACCGUGCGGUUGGUGAAGAAAGCCAAUAAGUGUUUGACUACUCCGGAGUGGCAUGUCAUGUUUAAUGAGUUGCGGUAUACGAAGACUAUGGCUCGUAUUAAUGAGCUGAAAGCAGCCGGGUUGUGGACUUUCCGCCAGCCGAAAAAGCAAAAGGGCCCUACAUUGUACAAGACGCAUCACGAUUACCUCCUAGACGAGAUGAAAUGGAUGCAAGUUGAUUUCAAGGAGGAACGUAAAUGGAAAUUAUCCAUUGCCUUCCAGCUUGCACAUUCUGCGUUGGAGUGGCAUCAUGCCACACCCGAAAAACGGAGAGAGCUUUCUGUUGGAUGGCGAAUCCCUCGAACACAUGACGAACUCGAUGCUGACCGCGUAAAAGAAGAGGUCAUGGAAAUAGAUAUGGCUGACUCUGAGCGUGAACCAAAGCAAUCUGCAUCGCGUAUGGAGUUGAACGGUGAUAAUUGCUCACAGAGGCGAACACGGACCACUGUUACUGUUCAGCAUCGGAGUCGCGUCAUCGUGGAUGAUGACGAUGAUGGCGAUGAUGAUGAUGAUGAUGAUGACGACGACGAUGACGAUGACGGCGAUGACGACGAAGCGGCUGCUAAGGCUGUCGAAGCACAAGCGGCGCUGGACGCUGGAACUGCUGUAAAAGAAGCUGCCGAGGACCUUGAGGCUCAUGCCCGGGAGAAGGAGAAGGCACCAGAGGAAGCCACACAAGUGAUGGAUGUUAUGGAGAUCACUGAUGUUGACACAAAAAUGGAGGAAGACGCUGAAGCGGAAGGUGAUGCUGACGCCGGUCCAACUGCCCAGGGUGAAAAUGAUGCCGUUGAACCUCUCGGGAUACCUGAUGUGACAGAACCUUUACCCGUCGCCCAACCAGAGGCCAAGGGAAGCGUCCCUGUGGAACCAAAUGGAGGGGCACCCUCAAGGGGUCCCUCUGCAUUACGACCUGGUGCUGAAAAUGCUCCAUUGUCCUCAACGGCCCUCAGUAUCCUCGAUCCAAAGACGCUCCGAACCCCAAUACUUAAUGUGGACCUCGAAGAAACUUUCAUCGAUCUCUCCGGAAUGAUUGAAAAUUCGCUGUCCAUCGACGAACGAGCAUCCUACACACCUGAUCGCGAUUCAAUCUCACUUCCCAAUCUCUUCCCUGAAUUAGAUGUUUUCUCCUUCUCAGAUCCUCCAACUGGAGAUCCGAACGACAAGAAAAGCCGACGUGUGGACGAUUCAGGCAUGUCAGUUGGAAGGCUGACUCUCGCGUCACGGAUAAUGGAUUCGAAAAACAUCCUUGUUAGCUCACUUCAUCCUGGAAGGAAGUAUCGUCAUGGGAUAUGGGAUACACUCAGUGAGACCCCCGUCACCGAUGAAUCUCGAGAUGGACAGGAGGGUAAAUCAGAUUCUGCACCACCAGCGGCUCCUAUGUUCUACGGCUCAAAAUCCCGAGAUCAUGUCCAUCCAAAUGCGUUCGCUGUCCCCCCCGACCCGGCAGAUAAGGAAUUCCGACUCUCCCUAUUUACCUGGACACCCGAAGAUGACGCCUUGUUAAACUCCCUCGUGAACCAAUUUGGACUCAACUGGUUCAUUAUUGCAGAUGUAUUUAAUUCGUCUCGACUUACGAUCGAUACAGAUUUGAGGUUACCUUGGGAUGUUUGGCAGAGGUGGAUCCAGAUCAGGGACGAGGAAGAGGCUGGGCGACAGGGGACCCCUGAUACGAAUGCUGCAGGAGGUGCAGGGGGUAUGAAAAGUUUUGUUGGGAAGGCUAAUAGGAAGUCCGUUCCAGUGAUGCAGAGCAGGAAUGGAGGGCUCAGCAAGAGGAAUAUUCGACAUGCGUUAUUACAUGAAGUUGUGAGGAAGACGGCUAGGAAGAGGGACUCUAAACCUCAGCAGGCAAUGAAGAGACCUACUCCGAUUGCCCAUGACACGCAUCAAGUUGCGGCUCAACAAAAAGUCCAUACACCAGCCGAACUUGCCAGGCUCAAGUACGAGAAGGACAAUCAGUUGCUCCAGCAGCAUAUCGCAAUGGAACGACGGCGACACGAUUUCGCGCGACAGCAGGUCCCACGAAAUGGUGGAGGGGCAGGAGGAGCACCUGGUCAACCCUUGUUGCGCCCAGGUAUGACGCCUUCGCAACAGCAACAGGCAAUCAUUCAAGCUCAGGCUCAAGCCAGACUUCUUGGUCCUCAGUUGGUACAAUCUCCACAGCAGCUUGCUCAACAGCAGCCAACAACAAGCAACAAGCUCAACAGCCAUCCCAACAAUCAGCGGGUAUGAACGGUCCACCUGCGCACCUCCCCGUCGGGGUCUCGGUCCAAGGAGGGGUAUCACAGUCUGCAAGUUCUUCCUCCCCGACUCCAGGCAGCGGGAACAACGGUGGGAAUGGAGCCAUUGGAGCUGGGGGUGGUAAUGGAGGUGGAGGUGGAGGCGGACAGGCAUCACCUCCAAUUCAACGUCCAUCCUCGGCAGCAAUCUCUCAACCACCCGUACCAAACGCUCAGGGCGUUCAGGGCGUUCAAGGCGUUCCGGUUCCGGUCCCUGUACCUGUGCAAACCCUACCGACUGGCCUGAACCCUGCUCAGGCUCAAGCCGCAGCGCUUCCUUUCACGCAUCGUGUUCCUCCUGGGACCAGUAGUCAUCCGACAGGUUCGGGAGUUCAUUCUGCUGGGCUUGGUACUUCAGGAGUGCCGGGAGUAGGAGCAGGAGGCAUGCCAGGAUUAGCUCAACUGACGCCUGAACAGUAUCGAUCGUUGGCUUUGCAUCAUGGGCAAUU